AAAAUUCUUCGGAAGUGGAGUUCAAUACAUUCAAUAAUCCACCAUUAUUAUAAACAAACCUGCAAGCUCUCUCCAACAUCUUCUUAUCUUUUUCUUUUUCUUUUUUUUUUUCUUUUUUUUCACAAGAUAUAUAAUUUUAUUGAACAAACAAACAUUACAUGGGGUAUGGAAUACCCAACAACAGAAAAAGUACAGAAAUGUAUUAGGCCCAACUAAGCCCAUUAGAGAAACCACCUAUGGAAGAAGAAAAUUUAUCUUUUGUCUCUAUCCAAAACCACGUGUCUUCAAUUGGUGAGAAACCAAUACACGUAUUGGAUGAGAAUCUAAAGUUUUGACUUCAUCCUUCGCCGUCAAGCAUCGACUCCGGUGAAGAUUCAACGUCGACCAACAAAUCAAACAUGGAAUCUUGUGGGUUUUCACCGGUAAAAACAAUCGAAACUCUGAUUAAAGAAACAACAGCUCAAGGCAAUGUUAAUAUGCGACGGAAACCACUUUUGUUCUCAACUCAAAUCUCUAAUUGGAUUCCUGCAAUUCCAAACUCAAAAGGAAAAACAGGUUGGAUAAUAAGCAACCAAAAGCGAAAUCGCUUUAAUCAUUAUCACCAACACAUCUCACAUGAGAUUUAUUGAAAGCAAAACUAAUUUAUGAAAAACAAAACAAAAAGCAGCAAAGGAGCGCCGACGGCAAAACCGACCAUCAUCGCUUUGAAAGUCGAAUGAUGCCGGACAAGAGCUGGCCAACACCGAAAAGAACUGGUAGUUGCCAGAUGAUAAUCCCUAUCGGGAGACGGAAACCGGAAAGAAUUCCGGACGGCAAGAGAUUGUUCAGCUUUCUCUCUCUUUGAAAAAUUUGAGAGAGAGAAAAGAGAGAGAAAGCUAUUGGGGUUUCAUCCCAACAUCUUCUUAUCUACUAUAGAAUUUAAGAGUAAUACAGCAAAUUCGAGAUAUUAAAGA
Messenger RNA from Arabidopsis lyrata subsp. lyrata, 953 nucleotides. RefSeq lists its product as uncharacterized. The record is from RefSeq and is a predicted model, not a curated record. Lineage: Eukaryota; Viridiplantae; Streptophyta; Magnoliopsida; Brassicales; Brassicaceae.